Geodia barretti is the source of this 425-nucleotide messenger RNA. NCBI's taxonomy places the organism in Eukaryota, Metazoa, Porifera, Demospongiae, Tetractinellida, Geodiidae. The record is from the annotation of a GenBank genome assembly.
AAAAAACAGACCUGAAGAUCGAGGGAAGAGGAGAGGGUGAAUCAUCAGCCUAUUUGGUGUAGGAAAGACUCACUUACCUCAUGGCUAGCACAGAGGAAGACACAACUGCAAACUUUACAACCCUCUCAACAACUUUUGAGACCUCCAGCUCCAAGCUGGACAUUACCAGAGAGGAGCUAGAGAAGCGACAGCUGCUGCACAGGAUCGAGCUCUUGAAACUGGAGCUCUCUCAGAGGACGCUGCUCAUUGACACGCUCAGAAAAGAGCAGUCAAGUCAGGUUGAAGAGCUUCGAGAACAGCUGGCCAAUGUUUUGCACCAGCGAAAGAUGCUCCACUUGAAGCUGAAGUCUUCAGCACACUUUCACGAGCAGGAAGUUGUGCAUCUCAAGCAGAUGGUUCGUGAUUUGGAGGAAAGGCGAGAGGAG